This is a messenger RNA of Diospyros lotus (date-plum), 3449 nucleotides long. Its product is annotated as putative calcium-transporting ATPase 13, plasma membrane-type. The record is from RefSeq and is a predicted model, not a curated record. Gene Ontology annotation, biological process: calcium ion transmembrane transport. Bases 1 to 3258 code for a protein of 1085 amino acids. NCBI's taxonomy places the organism in Eukaryota, Viridiplantae, Streptophyta, Magnoliopsida, Ericales, Ebenaceae. Gene Ontology annotation, cellular component: membrane; intracellular membrane-bounded organelle. The transcript has 2 exons. Gene Ontology annotation, molecular function: ATP hydrolysis activity; ATP binding; P-type calcium transporter activity.
AUGAGAAUACAAACAAAGAUGGCUGCACAACGCGGCGAAGCAAAGAUGGAUAUAAAUGAACCAUUGGAGAAACCACAAUCCCACUCAGUUUGUUCUUUAACAUCUAUCACGUAUGUGUUCUGUAACACUUGUUCUGUACAGAGCAAACAUUUCACUUGCGAAAGCAUGAACCAGAUCGAGUUCAUACUUGAUUUUCCAACCAGGAGUAGCGGAAGAAAUCUCAAGAGAUGGCAUUUGGCGUUUACCACAAUCUAUUGUUCGAGGGCCUUCUCUCAUUUGAUCAAACACGUGGUGGCCACGAAUAAGGGUAGGGCCUCCCCUAUGACAUCACCACAUGGCCUACUUAUCAAUGUUGCUGAAGAACCACCCCCCUGCUUUUCAAACAUCAACCAGUUAACCCUCUCCGGUCUCGUGAAGCAAAAAAACAUAGACGCUCUUGCAAAAGUUGGCGGCGUUGAGGGCAUAGCCUCCUCUCUCAACACCAACAUUGAGCAUGGAAUUCGCGGUGAUCACGUAGAUCUUUCAUGUCGACACGAGGCCUUUGGCACGAACACGUAUCUCAGGCCACCGGCAAAAAGCUUCUUCCGAUUUGUUUGGGAGGCUCUGACGGACUUCACUAUCGUAAUUUUGUUGGUCUGUGCGGCUCUUUCCCUUGGAUUUGGCAUGAAGGAAGAUGGCGUGAAAGAAGGAUGGUAUGACGGCGGAAGCAUAUUCGUGGCCGUGUUUCUUGUCGUUGCAGUGUCGGCAACAAGUGACUUUAGGCAGAGCAGGCAGUUUGUCAGGUUAUCCAAAGUCAGCAGCAACAUCCCAGUGGAGGUCGUGAGAAAUGGCAGGCGACAACAGGUUUCGAUUUUCGAGAUUGCUGUGGGAGACGUAGUCUGCUUGAAGAUUGGCGACCAAGUUCCCGCUGAUGGGUUGUUCAUAGAUGGCCACUCACUGCAACUGGAUGAAUCCAGUAUGACAGGCGAAAGUGAUUACGUUGAAGUUAAUUUAGCCCAAAAUCCCUUCUUGAUCUCCGGCACCAAGGUGGCUGAUGGAUUCGGCCGGAUGCUAGUGACCUCUGUGGGGAUGAAUACGACUUGGGGAGAGAUGAUGAGCACGGUCAACCGCGAUUCCCAUGACGAGACGCCGCUACAGGCACGGCUGAAUAAGCUUGCUUCUGCCAUAGGUAAGGUUGGUUUGGCUGUUGCUUCCCUUGUUCUUGUUGUGUUGUUGGUGCGCUACUUCACAGGAAAUACAGAAGAUGAGUAUGGAAACAAGGAAUUCAACGGCGGCAAGACAAAAGCUGAUGAUGUGAUAAAUUCUGUGCUGGGAGUCAUUGCUGAUGCAGUGACCAUUGUGGUCGUCGCAAUUCCUGAGGGCUUACCAUUAGCUGUGACGCUUACUCUGGCUUAUUCCAUGAAGAGGAUGAUGGUUGAUCAGGCUAUGGUUCGGAAGCUCUCUGCAUGUGAGACAAUGGGCUCUGCCACCACCAUAUGUACAGACAAAACCGGCACACUUACACUCAACCAGAUGAAGGUGACAAAGUUUUGGCUUGGUCAAGAGUGUGUGGAUGAAAAAGUGGCCACUUCAAUUGCAACCAACAUUCUUGAAUUGCUCCACCAAGGGGUCGGACUGAACACGACGGGUAGUGUUUAUAAAUCCCCUUCGGGAUCUGAACUCGAGUUCUCUGGCAGCCCAACAGAAAAGGCGAUACUUUCUUGGGCUUUUUUGCAGCUACACAUGGACUUGGAGGAGCUGAAGCAGACAUUUGUGGUUCUCCAUGUUGAAGCCUUCAAUUCAACGAAGAAAAGAAGUGGGGUUCUAAUGCGAAGGAAAUCUGAUAAUAGGGUUAGUGUGCACUGGAAAGGCGCUGCAGAGAUGAUACUCGCCAUGUGUUCGCAUUACUAUGAUGUCAGUGGAAAUAUCAAAUCCCUUGAUGAUGUAGAGAGGAAGAAGUUUGAUCAAAUCAUCCAAGGUAUGGCUGCUAGUAGCCUGCGAUGCAUUGCUUUUGCACACAAGCAGAUUUCAGAGGAAAGGAACGAACAUGAAAAAUCGCAGCAAAAGAUGGAAGACAACUGCUUAACCCUUUUGGGGAUAGUAGGUCUAAAAGACCCCUGCCGACCUGGUGUGAAGAAAGCAGUGGAGGAUUGCCAAUAUGCUGGAGUGAACGUGAAAAUGAUUACGGGUGACAAUGUUUUCACGGCUAGAGCCAUUGCUACAGAGUGUGGGAUACUUAGGCCUGACCACGGAAUGGAGAGUGGUGCUGUGGUUGAAGGAGAAGAAUUCCGCAAUUACACGCCAGAGGAGCGAAUGGAGAAAGUUGACCGAAUCUGUGUCAUGGCAAGAUCCUCUCCCUUUGAUAAACUUCUAAUGGUGCAAUGCUUGAAACAGAAAGGCCAUGUUGUGGCAGUGACUGGUGAUGGCACAAAUGAUGCACCGGCUUUAAAAGAGGCCGAUAUAGGCCUUUCUAUGGGGAUCCAGGGAACUGAAGUGGCCAAAGAAAGCUCAGACAUUGUGAUUUUGGAUGAUAAUUUUGGUUCCGUUGCCACAGUGUUGAAAUGGGGGAGAGGUGUUUACAACAACAUCCAGAAAUUCAUUCAGUUCCAGCUCACAGUGAAUGUGGCCGCACUUGUCAUCAAUUUUGUGGCUGCAGUUUCAGCCGGUGAAGUCCCUCUAACAGCUGUCCAGCUGUUGUGGGUGAACCUGAUCAUGGACACCUUGGGAGCUCUUGCUCUUGCCACUGAGAAGCCCACCCGAGAGCUCAUGGAGAAGCCGCCCGUGGGUCGUAUUUCCCCACUCAUCACCAACAUCAUGUGGAGAAACCUGCUUGCUCAAGCAUUCUACCAGAUAGCUGUUCUGCUGACUCUGCAGUUCAGGGGAGAAUCGAUCUUUGGGCUGAGCAAGAAUGUCAAUGACACGUUGAUCUUCAAUACUUUUGUGCUAUGCCAAGUUUUCAAUGAAUUCAAUGCCCGGAAGCUGGAGAAGAAGAAUGUAUUCGAGGGCAUACACCGAAACAAGUUGUUUAUGGGGAUCAUUGGGAUAACAAUUGUUCUUCAAGUGCUAAUGGUGGAGUUCCUGAAGAAGUUUGCAAGCACAGAGAGGCUCAAUUGGUGGCAAUGGGGGGUUUGUAUUGGAUUUGCAGCCAUGUCUUGGCCAAUUGGGUUUAUGGUCAAGUGCGUACCUGUUCCGGAUAGACCAUUUUUCAGUUACCUCAAAUGGCAGAAUGUAAAAAACAUGCAGAUACGACUCGUAUGUGUAGAGCUGGUUUUAUUAUAGUUUCAUUCAAUUCCUUUAUAUGUUGAAGCAUUGCAAUAAAUUAAAAAAAAAAAUAUUUGUUGGCAAAUUUUAUGAAAUUAUUUUGUGGCUCUGAUGCAUGACAUCUGCAAAACAAAAAAAAAAAAUAUAUUUGUUCCAAACCAAUGAUUUGUUGUCUCCUAAUCCUAUUUAUGAAAAAGUUAUUCUUUUGG